AUGAAAACAGUGGGAAACAUUAGCUGCUGGGGUGUACUACAUAUGUCAGACAUGAGGAUCGUGCUGCUGGGAAACAUAAAUGCUGGGAAGAGUUCAUCAGGAAACACCAUCCUGGGCAGACAGGAGUUUGGUACUGCAGGGAGAACAGCUGAGUGUGUGAAGAGAGAAGGAGAAACAGCAGGCAGACACAUCACUGUAGUGGAGGCACCAGGAUGGUGGGUAAACCCCACUUUAGAGAAAACUCCUGAACGUGAUAAAGGAGAGAUUGUCCUCAGUGUGUCUCUGUGUCCUCCAGGACCCCAUGCUCUACUCCUGGUCAUUGAUGUGAGAGACCCAUUCACAGAGAGAGACAGAAGAGCAGUGCAGGAACACAUGGAGCUUCUGGGUGUGAGAGUCUGGAGUCACACUAUAGUGCUGUUCACCAGAGGGGACUGGCUAGGAGACACAAGCAUUGAGCAGCACAUUGAGAGUGGAGGAGAGGCUCUGCAGUGGGUUGUAGAGAAAUGUGGGAACAGGUACCAUGUUCUAGACAAUAAUAAGACUGAUGGUGGCCAGGUGACAGGACUGCUGGAGAUAAUAGAAGAGAUGGUGGCAGCAAACAGUGGUCAUCAUGUAGACUUUGAUGCAGAGAUCAUGAAUGGAUUGAUGAAGAGGAAGAAGGAAGAAAAGAGAAGAGCAGAGGAGAGGAAGAUAAAGGUGAAGAAACACAGAGAUACUCUCAGAUCAUCAGCAGGUGGUGUUCCUCACAUGUCUGACAUGAGGAUCGUGCUGCUGGGAGGACGACUUCAGGGGAAGAGUUCAUCAGGAAACACCAUCCUGGGCAGACAGGAGUUUGGUACUGCAGGGAGAACAGCUGAGUGUGUGAAGAGAGAAGGAGAAACAGCAGGCAGACACAUCACUGUAGUGGAGGCACCAGGAUGGUGGAUAAACUACACUGUAGAGAAAACUCCUAAACGUGAUAAAGGAGAGAUUGUCCUCAGUGUAUCUCUGUGUCCUCCAGGACCCCAUGCUCUAGUACUAGUCAUUAGGGCAAGUCAGUCAUUCACAGAGAUACAGAGAAGAGCAGUGCAGGAACACAUGGAGCUUCUGGGUGAGAGAGUCUGGAGUCACACUAUAGUGCUGUUCACCAGAGGGGACUGGCUAGGAGACACAAGCAUUGAGCAGCACAUUGAGAGUGAAGGAGAGGCUCUGCAGUGGGUUGUAGAGAAAUGUGGGAACAGGUACCAUGUUUUAGACAACAAGAGUGAUGGUGGCCAGGUGACAGAGCUGCUGGACAAGAUAGAAGAGAUGGUGGCAGGAAACAGAGGUCAUCAUGUAGACUUUGAUGCAAAGAUCAUAAAUGGAUUGAUGAAGAGGAAGAAGGAAGAAAAGAGAAGAGCAGAGGAGAGGAAGAUGAAGGUGAAGAAACAGAGAGAGACUCUCAGAUCAUCAGCAGGUGGUGUACCACAUAUCUCAGACAUGAGGAUUGUGCUGCUGGGAAACAGAGCUGCAGGGAAGAGUUCAUCAGGAAACACCAUCCUGGGCAGACAGGAGUUUGGUACUGCAGGGAGAACAGCUGAGUGUGUGAAGAGAGAAGGAGAAACAGCAGGCAGACACAUCACUGUAGUGGAGGCACCAGGAUGGUGGGCAAACUACACUGUAGAGCAAACUCCUGAACGUGAUAAAGGAGAGAUUGUCCUCAGUGUGUCUCUGUGUCCUCCAGGACCCCAUGCUCUACUCCUGGUCAUUGAUGUGAGUCAGUCAUUCACAGAGACACACAGAAGAGCAGUGCAGGAACACAUGGAGCUUCUGGGUGAGAGAGUCUGGAGUCACACUAUACUGCUGUUCACCAGAGGAGACUGUCUGGGAGACACAAGCAUUGAGCAGCACAUUGAGAGUGGAGGAGAGGCUCUGCAGUGGGUUGUAGAGAAAUGUGGGAACAGGUACCAUGUUGUAGACAAUGAGAAGAGUGAUGGUGGCCAGGUGACAGAGCUGCUGGACAAGAUAGAAGAGAUGGUGGCAGGAAACAGAGGUCAUCAUGUAGACUUUGAUGCAAAGAUCAUGAAUGGCUUGAUGAAGAGGAAGGAGGAAGAAAAGAGAAAAGCAGAGGAGAAAAAGAUGAAGGUGAAGAAACAGAGAGAGACCCUCAGAUCAUCAGCAGGUGGUGUUCCACAUAUAUCAGACAUGAGGAUCGUGUUGCUGGGAGGACGAAAUGAUGGGAAGAGUUCAUCAGGAAACACCAUCCUGGGCAGACAGGAGUUUGGUACUGCAGGGAGAACAGCUGAGUGUGUGAAGAGAGAAGGAGAAACAGCAGGCAGACACAUCACUGUAGUGGAGGCACCAGGAUGGUGGAGUAACUACACUGUAGAGGAAACUCCUGAACGUGAUAAAGGAGAGAUUGUCCUCAGUGUGUCUCUGUGUCCUCCAGGACCCCAUGCUCUACUCCUGGUCAUUAGGGUGAGUGACCCAUUCACAGAGACAUUCAGAAGAGCAGUGCAGGAACACAUGGAGCUUCUGGGUGAGAGAGUCUGGAGUCACACUUUAGUGCUGUUCACCGCACAUGGGGACUGGCUGGGAGACACAAGCAUUGAGCAGCACAUUGCAAGUGAAGGAGAGGAUCUUCAGUGGGUUGUAGAAAAAUGUGGGAACAGGUACCAUGUUUUAGAUAAGAAGAGUGAUGUUGGCAAGGUGACAGAGCUGCUGGAGAAGAUAGAAGAGAUGGUGGCAGGAAACAGAGGUCAUCAUGUAGACUUUGAUGCAAAGAUCAUAAAUGGAUUGAUGAAGAGGAAGAAGGAAGAAAAGAGAAGAGCAGAGGAGAGGAAGAUGAAGGUGAAGAAACAGAGAGAGACACUCAGAUCAUCAGCAGGUGGUGUUCCACACAUCUCAGACAUGAGGAUUGUGCUGCUGGGACACAUACUUGCUGGGAAGAGUUCAUCAGGAAACACCAUCCUGGGCAGACAGGAGUUUGGUAGUGCAGGGAGAACAGCUGUGUGUGUGAAGAGAGAAGGAGAAACAGCAGGCAGACACAUCACUGUAGUGGAGGCACCAGGAUGGUGGAUGAACUACACUGUAGAGCAAACUCCUGAACGUGAUAAAGGAGAGAUUGUCCUCAGUGUGUCUCUGUGUCCUCCAGGACCCCAUGCUCUACUCCUGGUCAUUAGGGUGGAUAGGUCAUUCACAGAGACAUACAGAAGAGCAGUGCAGGAACACAUGGAGCUUCUGGGUGAGAGAGUCUGGAGUCACACUAUAGUGCUGUUCACCAGAGGGGACUGGCUGGGAGACACAAGCAUUGAGCAGCACAUUGAGAGUGAAGGAGAGGCUCUGCAGUGGGUUGUAGAGAAAUGUGGGAACAGGUACCAUGUUGUAGACAAUAAGAAGAGUGAUGGUGGCCAGGUGACAGAGCUGCUGGAGAAGAUAGAAGAGAUGGUGGCAGGAAACAGAGGUCAUCAUGUGGACUUUGAUGCAAAGAUCAUAAAUGGAUUGAAGAAGAGAAAAGAGGAAGAAAAGAGAAGAGCAGAGGAGAGGAAGAUGAAGGUGAAGAAACAGAGAGAGACUCUCAGAUCAUCAGCAGGUGGUGUUCCACAUAUAUCAGACAUGAGGAUCGUGCUGCUGGGAGGACGAUUGCAGGGGAAGAGUUCAUCAGGAAACACCAUCCUGGGCAGACAGGAGUUUGGUACUGCAGGGAGAACAGCUGAGUGUGUGAAGAGAGAAGGAGAAACAGCAGGCAGACACAUCACUGUAGUGGAGGCACCAGGAUGGGCAAACACUGUAGAGCACACUCCUGAACGACCCCAUGCUCUACUCUUGGUCUAUAGUGUGAAUUGGUCAUUCACAGAGACAGACAGAAGAGCAGCGCAGGAACACAUGGAGCUUCUGGGUGAAAAAGUCUGGAGUCACACUGUACUGCUGUUCACCUGGGGGGAGUGGCUGGGAGACACAAGCAUUGAGCAGCACAUUGAAAGUGGAGGAAAGGCUCUGCAGUGGGUUGUAGAGAAAUGUGGGAACAGAUACAAUGUUUUAGACAAUAGGAAGAGUGAUGGUGGCCAGGUGACAGAGCUGCUGGACAAGAUAGAAGAGAUGGUGGCAGUGAGCAGUGGAGAAUGGAGCAUGGAUCAACCUCCGAAAUUUGGAGAUGGGCAGACUACAGUGAUCACUUCAGGAGACUCUGCCCUGGGCUCUUCUAAAUCAUCUCUUAUGUCCAAGCUGAAGAGGCGCUUUAAGACUCUCAGCACUGCACCCUCCACCACGUCAUCUGGAUACGCCACAGGCCAAUCAGAGAAGAGUGGAUCUGCAGACAGCUCAUCUGUUAUGGCUCCACACUCCAGAGUGGGUGGGGAGAUCAAGAAGACAACUGCAGGACAGCCAAAACCAACCUUGGGACAAGCACUUCCUAAUGCAGGUGGUCAAGGACAAGAUCUGUUUGUUGAUAUUUCUUCAAUAUCUGUGAAUGAGACUGAAUGCAUUGGACGAGGAUCCUUUGGUUCAGUUUACAAAGGAUCGUACCAGGGACAACCUGCUGCAGUGAAGGUCAUACAGAUUGGAGACAAUCAAGUGACCACCAAUGAACUGAUGAUACCCAGGCGUUUAUGUCACCCCAAUAUUGUAAAGAUGAUGGCAUGCUCUAGAAGUGAGACACGGAUUGUUAUUGCUAACGAGUACAUUGAUGGACCAAAUCUACACAAUAUUCUCCACAGUGUCACUCCUGUCAAGUUGCAGCAGGAGGACAAACUAUCAGUGUCUCUGGAUAUCUCCAUGGCUGUGGAGUACAUACAUGAUAGAGGAGUCAUCCACCAGGACCUGAAGCCAGCCAAUAUAAUGGUUGCUUCAAGCUCCAAGCGGGCCUACCUGACUGACUGGGGUUUGGCAAACAUGAGGGACUCUGUAAUGAUGUCACGGGCGACGGGACACAUGGGAGCUGUGGGCAGUGUGCUGGGAGGAACUCCACCGUACAUGGCCAGAGAGUGCUUAGUACAGUGUAGGAAAUGCAGCACUAGGUCAGACAUGUGGUCUCUUGGCAUCACACUUCUCGAGAUGUUCACCAACUCUAAGCCUUGGCUCAAGACCAGCACACAAGAGAUACGUGAGCGGCUGUUUGAGCAAAAUAGUCCAGAUGCUCUGGCGUACCUACAGCCACCUUUUCACGACAUUGUGAAACCACUGCUACUGCAUGAACCUGAGUCUCGCAUGAGUGCCAAAGAUCUAGUGGUUCUAUUGAAGAAAAAGGUUAAAAGAUCAAGUUAG
Engraulis encrasicolus (European anchovy) is the source of this 5220-nucleotide messenger RNA. RefSeq lists its product as uncharacterized. Lineage: Eukaryota; Metazoa; Chordata; Actinopteri; Clupeiformes; Engraulidae. Gene Ontology annotation, molecular function: protein kinase activity; ATP binding; GTP binding. The transcript has 13 exons. The record is from RefSeq and is a predicted model, not a curated record. Gene Ontology annotation, biological process: protein phosphorylation. The coding region runs from base 1 to 5220 and encodes 1739 amino acids.